CCAGAUAUUCUCGGGGAAGCCGAGAAGGGAGAUUUAGAUGCUCGGGAAAAUGAAACACCACCAUAAGCUCACGGUGGCGUUAUGUCUCAUUUGGGCUGCCACGAUCCUCUACGGAGAAAUGUUCGCCUUCUGGGUUCCUUCUCUCUUCACUUGUUCUUGGCCUCACCAUAAGAGUCAUGGAGUGGAGAGUGAUGGGAAUUUUACUAAAGUCGCCAUUGUUACUGAUCCACAGCUCAUGGAUAAGACAUCGUUUCGUUUGUCGUCAAAGACGCUUGCUUUAGAGCUUGCUCAGUUUUAUACUGAUAUAAACAUGCGAAGAUCGUUCGUUCAGUCUGUCUUGCCGUUCAAACCCGAUGUUGUUUUGUUUUUAGGUGAUUAUUUCGAUGGCGGGCCAUUUCUUCCCGAGGAAGAAUGGCAGGAAUCUUUAAGCCGAUUUAAACAUGUAUUUGGUUUGAAUUCACAAGGCAAGGUUGGGGACAUACCUACAUUUUACAUCCCUGGGAACCAUGAUGUUGGCUAUUCUCGGGUGGCGUCCCAUAAACAAGACGUGAUUGAUCGAUACCAAAAAGUUUUUGGGAUCAGAAACCGCAGAUUUAUGAUUGGAGGUGUUGAGUUCAUCAGUAUAGAUGCACAAGCUAUUGAUGGGAAUCCUCAAAAGGAUUUGGCACAAGAAGUUUGGAAGUUUGUACAAAAUGUCUCCACCGAUGCACAGUCACAUCCUAGAGUUUUAUUGACCCACAUCCCAUUAUAUCGGCCUGAUCAAACCGCAUGCGGCCCUCACCGUGGUGUUUCUGUCAUUGAUCAGCGGUUUUGGCGCCAUUUCCAAGAUCAAGAAGUAAUAUACCAGAAUUAUGUCUCUCCAGAAUCAUCAAAGAAGUUACUGGAGUUGAUCAAACCCAUGCUCGUUCUGUCUGGCCAUGAUCAUGACCAGUGCACUAUAACCCACAAGUCGGAAGCAGGAGAUGUAACAGAGCAUACUUUAGGUACUAUAAGCUGGCAACAAGGAAAUAUAUAUCCGUCAUUCAUGCUAUUAUCUGUUCCUAACGCCGUCCAUCAAAACUCAUCUGAUCUAGAUAAAAUGUUACACACUCAAUUGUGCUUCCUUCCGUGCCAAUUAUUCAUUUACAUGUGGUACCUUUCUCUAUUCGCUAUGUCCCUCCUUGCUCUUCUUCUCUGGCCAAAUCAUGGAAUAGGCUUCUUAAACAACGCUGCAGACUGUAUCUCAAAUGUUAUGAAGUCAAGCUUUUUAAGCAGCGUCACGAAGGAGAAGAACGAAGAUGAGAACUGUGAGUAUGAAAUGGUAUGGGACGCAGAAGGAUCUAUGCAUCUGGUGAAGAAAGUUCUUCAAACUCCUGUGAAACGUCAAAGCGAUAAACCUCUUGUAGAAAAGGGUAACGCGGUGUUGAGAUCAGCGGCUAGAAAGAAUGCUAACGAACAGAUUGAGCUUAUGAUGGACUCAGAUGUAAAUGCAGGUGCUGGUGGGUCUGAUCCUCUGAUGAGAUCAACGUCAAAAUCAAGAACCAAACUUGUGAUCCAGAGAGUGAUACGUACAAUCAUGAUGAUCAUCGUCAUCGCGGCAUUAAACGUUCCCAUUUACAUGAUGCUGCUGUUCAAAGACUGGAUUGAGCAGGAGUGAUCAACUAAAGAUAAAUCUAAUUUGACAUGAAAUUUUGGACUAAGCAAGCUAUCAUCUGUAGGUUAUAUGGUGAAAAGUGAAAACUGUUGUUGUAUUAUUAUUAGAAUAUGAGAAUCAAAAGAGACAUGUUUUAGUC
Messenger RNA from Capsella rubella, 1772 nucleotides. RefSeq lists its product as uncharacterized. Gene Ontology annotation, biological process: GPI anchor biosynthetic process. NCBI's taxonomy places the organism in Eukaryota, Viridiplantae, Streptophyta, Magnoliopsida, Brassicales, Brassicaceae. Gene Ontology annotation, cellular component: endoplasmic reticulum. The record is from RefSeq and is a predicted model, not a curated record. Gene Ontology annotation, molecular function: hydrolase activity. The transcript is spliced from 13 exons. Bases 38 to 1636 code for a protein of 532 amino acids.